GGUACGAAUGGUGCUUCUUGCUGUUUCUGGAGACAACUCACGGAUAAACAGUCGAUAACCUUACCCAGAGCUGUGAAGCGCGAGAAAUUAUCCUCCUUCACAAGCACCGCCCUCGACGCUUGUGAAGUCCGCCCCCAUAAUUCUAUAUUCUCUUCAACCUCAUGUCCUGUGGGGGAGCCCUUCUCAUUCUUUCAACGCCGCCCAUAUCCUUCCUCCCUCACGCAAAAGCAGCGUAAAUAUAUGAUACAAUCGCACCUUUGGCACUUUCUCGGCAUCGGAUCUUUCACCUAUUCCACAGUCCCAUGCGUCAUAUCCGCCUCACGUAGUCAGCAGGCCAAUCAUUUGGAGUAAAACGACUAGGCGGUCUACCUUGACUUGAAGCUACAGAAGCCUUUCCCACCUUUGAGGGCCCCAAACCAGCACGCGUGACCAAACACCAAACGAUGUCCCCAAUACCCCCACAAUACUCGAUCUACAAGCUCAAGAACCCCGACAACUUUGAAGAAUGGCGGAGCCAGCUGCAGGCCAUCCUUUUGAUCACCGAUCCUGACGCCUGGGACACCGUCGCUCUCGGCGUUGAAACUCUCAAGGAGCGCGAUCUACCCCCCCGAGACUACGAUCGCUCCUCCAAGAUUGCAUUGGGAUGGAUGCUGCUCACUAUGGAACCGUCUAAGCGAGGAUCGUAUAGACAAAUGAAGAAUCCCAAUGAGCUCAUGAGGCUGCUGUUCUCGCAUUUUACUACGAAGUUUACCGUGUGGGGAAGCUUCGAGGACUUCAUUGGGGAGGCGGAGGCAUAAGUGGAGG
This is a messenger RNA of Pseudogymnoascus verrucosus, 804 nucleotides long. RefSeq lists its product as uncharacterized. Bases 444 to 797 code for a protein of 117 amino acids. The record is from RefSeq and is a predicted model, not a curated record. The transcript is spliced from 2 exons. Lineage: Eukaryota; Fungi; Ascomycota; Leotiomycetes; Thelebolales; Thelebolaceae.